AUGCCCGUGGCAGGCGUACCGCCACCUUGGCGAUGGCUGGCAUGGGCCUUUUGCAUUUUCGCCGCCGCCGCCGCCGCCGCCGAGGUUUCGGCCUUCUGGAGCGUUGACGGUGCGAACCCAUCGAGCGAAUCGCAUGUCAGCUACCGUGCCGCCUCGAGAGCAGCGAGACUCGAUAGUAGGCCAGACACGUACGUCCUCGCACUGAGAGAGCUGCAGGAGUUGGAGUCGGAGCCGCUCUGCCAUCGAAUCGCUGCCCGCCUCCUCGUCAAUAACUGCCAGCUUCUGGACGGCCAGGACGAGGCAGCCGUCCUGAUCGACAGCGGAAGGGCGACUCGAGAUUUUGUCGACUUCUUUGCCGCUAGCCUGGCUAUAUGCGAUUUGGAGAGGGGAAGCUUUACCAUUCCUCGGGCUUGUUCCAAAUUUCGAGAGUCGUCCCUAGCCGGUCUGCCUGUGCCUUCGACGCCGCAACUGCAUCUAUCGACGUCCGAAAUAGACGGUUGUCUCGAGGGUCUUGCCCAGUCGGAUUCGGCUUGGAACACGUGGGUGAGCUACAGACAUAAAGCUCUGCGUUUUUGCGAAGCGGCUCGCAGCGAUAACGAAAAGGAUCAAAACAUUCAUUUGUACAAACGAAUCACGAAGAUCCUUGCCAAACUUACGACACAGGUAGAAACAGACGCCGAAUCAAGAUUAAAUACCUUGAACAAGAAAUUUCGAGAUGCGAGCGCAAACAUGGAUCGCGUUGCACCAUACGUGGACGAGUUGAAAGACAGAUUGCUUCAAGUCGAGCAAGUUAUUUCCGAAGUUGUGUCUCGGAGAGCGGAAGAGGCCGCGGCGAUCGUCCAAGACGGCCUUGCUGAUGCGCAGAGUUUGCAGCAGCUGCUCAGUGCGCUCCGAGCCACCAUAGUAGACAACGACGAAAAGACUGUGCGUUCACAUGAAUCCGCCUUGCAACAUGUCUCCGAUCAAGCCAAGAACGAGAUUGGAUUUUUCAUGACGACGUUAAGCGCCGCACUCAUCAGUUCAGCAUCGCUCGCCCAGGAACUUACGGAUGCCCAGUCUAGAACGACCCAAAUGGCACAGAAACAAAAGAAAAUAGAAGCCGGUAUGGAGAGACUCGCCGAAAUGGCGGACGCGUUGACUGUGAGGCAUGAGCAUCAUCAGCAAUACCUGAAUCAGGCACAGCAAUCGGCAGAACAAGUUUUGCGAACCCUUGACUCUGUUACCACAACGGCAAGUACCUUCAAGAGCUCCAUUCUAGAUGCACUCGGAUUCAGCCGCUGGUGGCCAUUCGUCUUCUGCCCAGCGACAACACUCGUGGUAGGGUCGUAUGGUCUUCCACCAUCUGCGGCUAGAAACAUCGCGCUAGUUGGUCUUGGUACGCUUGAAAAACGUGAACAUUACGGAGAUUGA
Drechmeria coniospora is the source of this 1410-nucleotide messenger RNA. RefSeq names its product nuclear membrane fusion protein Kar5. The record is from RefSeq and is a predicted model, not a curated record. Gene Ontology annotation, biological process: karyogamy involved in conjugation with cellular fusion; nuclear membrane fusion involved in karyogamy. The transcript is spliced from 6 exons. NCBI's taxonomy places the organism in Eukaryota, Fungi, Ascomycota, Sordariomycetes, Hypocreales, Ophiocordycipitaceae. Gene Ontology annotation, cellular component: endoplasmic reticulum membrane. Bases 1 to 1410 code for a protein of 469 amino acids.